Penaeus monodon (black tiger shrimp) is the source of this 621-nucleotide messenger RNA. Its product is annotated as COMM domain-containing protein 8-like. NCBI's taxonomy places the organism in Eukaryota, Metazoa, Arthropoda, Malacostraca, Decapoda, Penaeidae. Bases 1 to 495 code for a protein of 164 amino acids. The transcript has 3 exons. The record is from RefSeq and is a predicted model, not a curated record.
AUGGGCUACACUGGUGUAAAACACGGGUAUCAUAAUUUCCUUUGCACUUUUAAGAAAAAUGUAGCAGUUUUUCUUGUAGUGCUUCAACAGGUUAAAAUUACACCUGGAGAGACAGUUAUUGCACUUGUAUCAAUAAUUCUUCUACUUAUGUUUCAGAUUUUAGAAAUUCUCAGGCCACUCGGACAGGAAAUGGCUGAAAAAUUCCUGAGUGCAGUGUCUGUUCGAGAAGAUGAAAUUAAGAAAGCACUCAUCCAGGAAUCAUUAAAAGAUACCGUAUAUCUCAAAGACUUCGACUGGAAUGUCAGGCUGGCAGUUGCAAGCGACAAGGUCCUGGAUCUGAACGAAUCCAUAAUGACACUCCAUCUUCACACAUCAAAUACAGACAAAGGCAACAAUACUUUGACCGUUGAAAUGUUGCCUGACCAGGUGGACAGACUGAUAGAACAGCUCAAAGGUGCACGGGAAAAGUUAGCUCACACAUCCAACUCGAGAUAAGAGACUGAUUGUCAUUCUGUGUUGCUCUUGUAAGUUUGUGAUUUGAUGUUGCAGCCUAUUUUAUUCCAGGCAUUUUGAUGAGUGGCAGGUUGACCAUGGUGAUCAUAUUUUGUUCCUAGAGAUAUG